Homarus americanus (American lobster) is the source of this 1735-nucleotide messenger RNA. RefSeq names its product chondroitin sulfate N-acetylgalactosaminyltransferase 2-like. Bases 94 to 1674 code for a protein of 526 amino acids. Gene Ontology annotation, molecular function: glucuronosyl-N-acetylgalactosaminyl-proteoglycan 4-beta-N-acetylgalactosaminyltransferase activity. Lineage: Eukaryota; Metazoa; Arthropoda; Malacostraca; Decapoda; Nephropidae. The transcript is spliced from 11 exons. Gene Ontology annotation, cellular component: Golgi cisterna membrane. The record is from RefSeq and is a predicted model, not a curated record.
CAGAGGCCAGGCGCUAGUUUUCACCUCGUUGUGGCCACGUUAGGACAGAAGAGAUUAUCGCCUUCCUAGAGACAGAGAAAAGAAAGCACAAGGAUGGUGACUACUAGAAUACAACAGAAGAGGCGCCAAAUGAUGCACCUGGUGCAGCCUUACUUACCACAACUGCUACUGUGCCUCCGCUGUACUGUGUUGGUGAUCAUCUGCGCCGUCUCCGUACACCUGCUGCAGAUAGUAACAGAUGCGGGCUCGAGUGUCACCCCCUGGAAACUUUUCUCUAGAGACCAGGAGACUCAAGGAAAGACUCGAGAGAACGUAGGAGUCUCCCAGAAUGACCAGGAGAUUGAAAUGAGCGAUCCUUUGUACCCAAGGAUAAGUGAUAUGCUGAACGAACACAUCUACUUCUCCUUCUAUGACGGCCAUCGUGUUUACACCAACCAGGACAGCGUGGGUGGUGGUGUGAGCCGUAAACCUCGACAUAAUGAACAGGAGAUGUUGUACCAGGUACACGGUGAGGCAGUUAAGUACCUGAACAAGAAGUACCCAGACAGGUACAAACCUGAACACUGUAACUCUAUCAGAUACCGGACAGUGCCUACAGUGGGUCUUGAAGUGGACGUAACUUGCCGGAACGGGGUGGAGGAGGUGGACAGGGUGACGCUAGUGAAGGAGUUCUCACGCUCCCGAGUCGUCUACCAUCACGACCAUCCUCACACCACCAUCAACCUCAUCAUGCCUCUACAGGGACGCUACACCACCCUACAGAUCUUCAUGGAGAACCUGAUAAACAUCUUGGAGAGCGACCCCCUCCAGAUGAGUCUCACGCUCGUAUACUUCAAGGACGACCUCCACCAGAAAGUCCAAGAACUCCUGAAGAAGGUGGAGUCCCAGGUGCCUAACUUGAGGACACAGUUCAUCCUGCUAGAGAAUAAAGAGUUCUCUCGAGGUCUUGGUCUCCAGAUAGGUGUAGAGGAGACCAAGCUGAAGGGGGAGGUCCUCUUCUUCUGCGAUGUGGACGCCUUCUUCACCCGCACCUUCCUCACCAGGUGUCAGACUACGCCCGUCCAGAACCACCAGGUGUACAUCCCCAUGGUGUUCUCGCUGUAUAACCCAGAGUUUAUCUACCCACUACACAAAAGGUCCAUCCCGCCGCCUCUAGAGCAGCUGCUGGUGUACGACAACUACGGCUACUGGAGGAUCUGGGGCUAUGGUAUGGUGUGUGUCUAUAAGUCUGACUUUCUCCACGUGGGAAACUUUAACAAGUACAGGAGGGGCUGGGGAGGCGAGGACCUUCUCUUACUGCAAAAAAUUGCCAGGUCACGUAAUUACAAAGUGAUAAGGUCACUGGACCCAGGACUCUUCCACCUGUAUCACCCUAAGUCCUGCCGAUCAACCGACCGGUUCUACUCCUGCACGAAGACAAAGGCCUUGAACGAGGCCUCAAAAGCAUCCUUGGGACUGUGGUAUUUCAAGACGAAUACGGAGAACGUUUCUGUAUUCGGUGUGUUGGCCGAGGGACACGACCCACCCACCACACACUGGCACCACGAAGACGAAGCCGAAGACGAAGCCAGACAACACAAACACAUCCUACUCAUUGUUUUAUUGUCGUUCGUUUUAGCUGAUGUUUUUGUUAUGUUUUAUAGCUAUAAGAUAGAGGUGAAGUAUUACUGUUAAGUGAAUAUGUAAGAGCUAUAUACAGGUGUGUUUUGUGUGUUAAUAUAUUUAUUCAUUUAGA